CGUGAAGCCCCCUCAAUAUCGCCUUCUUCUUCUUGAAUACGUUACCGAGAAAUACCAACGCCAGCGACUUCGGAAUAAAGCAUUGGCUCCUCUAACAGCAAGAUUCUGAGGGAAAUUACGAGUCUAUAUACCCAAGUUCAGAAGCAGGGCCUCCUAAUUGCAGACAAGCGGGAGCUGUGUCGAGAUUCGGAAAAGGGGGGUUGGUCGAUUCUUGCGGCGGUCCUUUCAACACCUGUCUGCCAGCACAUCGCGAUAGGCCUGCCUUCCUCUCACAUCUCUCAUUUAUAUCGUGAAUACUUGGAAAUCGCCACCAAUUAGAGGUAGAUAAUUCAAUUCGUUCUGUUUUGUGAGUCUUAGCAUCCUCCUCCCUAGGUUAGGGAACAAUGCUUUCCUAAGCACGGCGAAUUCGUGGCUCACAACCUGCUCCUUCACUCACGGAAGAUCCGUGGGCUUCAUACAUUUUGGGGAACUUCAAGAGGCCCCCCACCGCAGGCAGCUAGAACUUCCAUGUUUCUAAGCUUGUAAAUCUGCUCUGUGCAUGUCCCGAGACUUAGAGAAUCGGACUAGCCUACCAAACUGCCCGUAUCUGAUAUAGACGCGCCGCUUCGAGCCUUCACUUGGAUGUAGGACAAUCCCGCAUAGCGCAAACCCCUCCCAUCGCUCUCCAAUUGUCCGGCUCAGCGACCGCUUCUUAUGUCUUACCCCCGGUAUGGAGGGAAACACUUCGAAGUUGUCUAGCACGGCCCUUGGAGGGAGGAGAGUGAAUGAUCACCGCAUCGCGGAUUAUGGGGCGGAUCCCGACACAGGCGCGACGAGGGUGACAUACAGGGCGAGAAGAUCGUACGAACAACAACCUCUUGCCAGCCCUCGAAAUGGCUCUUCCGAUGGUUCAAAGCGCUACCCUUCGAAAUGGGCCGGGUCUACCGCCCCGAACGACAGCGACUAUGAAGAUGUCGAAGAACACGAAUAUCUGUUGGACCAGAACGCACUCGGCCAAGAACCAAUAGAGUUGCGUCGGAUGGGCUCUGGAAGCCUGGAAUCUUUCGACGACGAAUCAGCCUCGAAGCACAGCGAGGAGGAGGACUCUCCGUACGACGAAGUACGAGCAGCAGUUCGCAAUUUCGACGAAGACCUCCCAUGCAGCACCAUCCGAGCCUGGACGAUAGGAUUAAGCCUAGUCCUUGUCGGCGCGUCGAUGAAUACUCUGUUUUCUCUGAGACAGCCCUCCAUUAGUCUUGGGGCCCUCACGGCCCAGAUUAUCGCGUGGCCGCUGGGCCGCGGAUGGGAGAGGUGGAUGCCGCACCGACGGAUCAACAUCUUCGGCUACCGAUGCGACCUCAACCCGGGGCCAUUCAACAUUAAGGAGCACUCCAUAAUCAUGGUCAUGGCGAGCGUGUCGUUCUCCGUGGCCUACGCCACCGAUAUCAUCCUCGCACAACUCGUAUUUUAUAAGCAAAAUUUCGGCAUGUUAUUUCAAAUCAUAUUGGUUAUAUCGACCCAGUCCCUUGGCUACGGGAUAGCGGGCACGAUGAGGAAGUUCCUAGUUUAUCCGGCCUCGAUGAUCUGGCCUGGCAAUCUCGUCGCUGUCACCCUGAUGAACGCAAUGUACGAGGAACACCAGCCACCAGAACCGGCCAUGAUCGGUGGGCGCAUGCCGAGAUAUAGAUGGUUUGGCCUCGUGACGCUUGGUUCGACCUUAUACUACUUCAUCCCGGGCUUUUUCGCACAAUUUUUGAGCGUAUUCGCCUUCGCAACCUGGAUUGCUCCUAAGAACGCUAUGGUAAACCAAAUAUUUGGGGGCGUCACCGGCUUGUCGGUGCUACCCAUUACCUUUGACUGGACGCAGAUCGCCGGUUACGUUGGGUCACCCCUGAUCCCGCCAUGGCAUGCCAUCGCGAAUACGGCAAUCGGUGUUGUAAUAUUUUAUAUUGCCAUUACCUUUAUCCUUCACUACUCUGGCGCGUGGUACGCUCAGUUCUUGCCUAUGACAGAUACUGUGACGUAUGAUAACACCGGUGCACACUAUGACAUAUCGCGAGUUUUGACAGAGGACAAGAUGUUGGAUGUAGAAGGGUACAAGGCGUAUUCGCCGCUUUUCAUCAGCACUACCUUUGCCGUAUCUUACGGAAUGUCGUUUGCAGCCAUCACCGCCUUGUUGGUUCACACUUACAUACAUCAUCGUAAAACGAUCUGGGCUCAAUACAGGAAUAGCACAAAUGAGAAACCCGAUAUACAUAUGAAGCUCAUGCAAAAGUACAAGGAGGCACCAUCGUGGUGGUAUCUAUCCCUGUUCGCAAUCGUUCUAGGACUUGGCUUCGUCACCGUCCUCGGAUACCCGACCAACCUAUCCUGGUGGGGGUUCUUGUUGGCCGUGAGCAUCGCCUUCGUAUUCUCGUUGCCUAUCGGAAUAAUUCAAGCGGUCACCAAUCACCAAGUUGGGCUUAACGUAUUGACUGAGUUUGUCUACGGAUACAUCCAACCCGGCCGACCUCUCGGCCUUAUGCUUUUCAAGACAUACGGCUACAUUACGAUGUCACAAGCUCUCAGCUUCGUCUCUGAUCUAAAGUUUGGCCACUAUAUGAAGAUACCCCCAAGAACCAUGUUUAUGGCACAGGUCGUCUCUACGACGUUAUCAUGCGUCAUCCAGGUCGUCGUCCUCAACUUCGCGCUAAAGAACAUCGAGGGAGUCUGUGAUUUGACACAGCCGCAACGCUUCACGUGUCCCGGAGGUCGGGCUUUUUUCUCGGCGUCCGUUAUUUGGGGGCUCAUCGGACCGGCGCGUGUCUUCUCGCCGGGGAGCGUGUACUCGGGACUGCUAGUAUUUUUUGUGCUGGGAGCCGCAGCGCCGGUGGCAUUCUGGCUCGCGGCGCGGAGAUGGCCGCGGUCACCGGCGCGUUACCUGAUGGCGCCACUGGUGUUUGGCGGGGCCGGCGCAGUGCCGCCGGCGACGCCGCUCAACUACCUGUCGUGGGCUUUGGUCGGGUAUCUGUUCCAGCACCGCAUCCGGACGCGCCACCCGCGUUGGUGGAGCCGCCUCAACUACCUGACGUCGGCUGGGCUCGACCUGGGCCUCGCGCUCGGCACUCUCGUAGUCUUCCUCGUCUUUACCCUCAAUAACAUCGAACCCCCCCGCUGGUGGGGCAAUGAUGUCGUCGCCUCCACCCUCGACUUCCAGGACAAGGCCGUUCAGGUCGUGCUGCCUCCCGGCCAAACGUUCGGUCCCAGUGCCUGGUAAGGCGAGGUCGCCUGGUUUUCCCGGGCUUCGGCCAGCGUUUGCUUCGGCUGUGACCUGCGGUGAUGGAAGGGCGGGAUGGAAGCUGUGAGGUUGAGCGAGAGGGGGGGGGCGGGGUGAGUCGCGAAGCCAACGGAGGAAAGGGAUGGAAAUAAAGUGAGAGUGGGCAAGAUCAUAGAUUUUAGUGUAAACUAAGAUUGUGUAUAAGUAAGUUAACUCCACCUCUUCGUGCGAUGUGUAUUUGCAGAGGGGAGUUUGGGUAUAGAGAGAAGUUUUCUGUACGGAUGCAUAGAACUAUUGAUGAUUUUGUUAUUACUAUCAUUUAGUUAAGUGCCUGUGUACGUAAGCAAAAGAGGAGGUGUAGCAAAGGGGUAUGUUAGGUAC
This is a messenger RNA of Durotheca rogersii, 3616 nucleotides long. Its product is annotated as small oligopeptide transporter. Bases 710 to 3235 code for a protein of 841 amino acids. The record is from RefSeq and is a predicted model, not a curated record. Lineage: Eukaryota; Fungi; Ascomycota; Sordariomycetes; Xylariales; Xylariaceae. The transcript has 9 exons. Gene Ontology annotation, molecular function: oligopeptide transmembrane transporter activity. Gene Ontology annotation, biological process: transmembrane transport.